UAGCAAAUGCUUCCAAGGUAGGAAUUUGUGGCAUGGGCGGGUUGGGUAAGACCACCCUAGCUGAAAUUGUAUUCGAACGGUCUCGUCAUCAAUUUGAUCAUGGGUGCAUUUUAAAAGAUGUUCGAGAACAAAUCGAAAAAAAUGGAUCAAAUCAUUUGGCAAAAGAUUUUGUCAAAAGACUAUCAAAGGAAGAAAAUGGAGAUUUGGAUGAUGCAAAAAAGAAAAUGCUAAGUCGGAAAAAGUUGUUGUUAGUUCUUGAUGAUGUGGAUUGCUUGGAACAUUAUGAAGCUUUGCUUAAAGAUGAACGUGAUUGGUUAAACUCUGAAAGUAAAGUUAUCAUAACAAGCAGAAAUAAACAAGUAGUUCGAAAUAUUGUUAGAGGCAACAAAAACAUAUACGACUUACAGAUACUAAAUGAAGAAGAAGCUCUUAAGCUCUUCUUAUUGCAUGCUUUCAAAAGGGAAAUUGUUGAAGAAAAGAAGAUAGAAUUUUCAAGAAAGUUUGUAGACUAUGCUAAAGGUCUUCCAAUUGCUCUUAAAGUCUUGGGUUCUGAUCUUUAUUUAAAGAGUAUGAAUGCAUGGCAAAGCUUGUUGAGUAAGCUGAAACAAGUAGAACCCGAUCAAGGAGUACAAAAGGUACUAAAAGUAAGUUUUGAUGGACUGGAAGAAAAAGAGAAGAGCAUAUUUCUUGAUAUAGCGUGUUUCUUUCGAGGUCAGGACAAAUAUUUUGUGAAAGAUAUAUUGGAUGAUCGUGGUUCUUUUGAUGCUGAUAUUGGAGUUCUUGUUGACAAGUGUUUGAUAACUAUAUCUAAAAGCACAUUUGCUCAUGGGCCAGUCCUUCAAAUGCAUGAUUUGUUACAAGAAAUGGGCCAGUCCAUUGCUCGUGGGUCAGAUCGUAAUCAUUUGCAAAAUCAUAGUAGAUUAUGGAUGUCUAAAGAUAUUUGCCACGUCUUGAAGAAUAAUAUGGCUACUACCACAAUUGAAGGAGUAUAUCAAGUUGAUGGUGCCAAUAGAGUACGAGACAAUAGAAGUGAAGAAUUUUUUGAUGGUGAUAUUGGCGAUAGAGUACAAUUUAUAGAGGUGAUAAGCUUGGACCCUUCAACCUUUAAAAAAGUACCAUGUCUAAGAUUGCUUAAACUACUGAAGAAAAAUUCCCAAAUUGGAUUUGAAUUCCCUCGUGGUCUUGAUGGCACUUUUCCCGAUAAGCUUAGAUUCUUGGAAUGGUACUACUACCCUUUGGAAUCUUUAGGGUCAAAUUUUACACCGCAUAAUCUUGUUCAUCUUAGUAUGGUUCGAAGCCAACUUAAGAAACUAUGGAAUGAAACUCAGGAUGUUAACAACUUGAAAUAUGUCAAUCUCUCUCACUCAAAGAAUCUGACUUGUUUUCCAAAUCUCGCUAAAGCAAAUCUUCAAAUGCUGCGCCUCCAUGGUUGUACAAAUUUAGUUAACCUUCCCCCGUUAAGGUUUCACAACAUUCUUGAUAAUGCAGAGAAAGAAUCCGAAGUCAUGCACAAAUAUAAUUGUUUAAUGCUACAAUUUAUAUAUCAUAAGGUGUAUGAUGAGCGUAAAAGCAUUCACCAGAAUGUGCGACAUUUUGCUGUGCGACAAUCUGUUGAGCAACAUUCUCUUAAGCAAGAUUCUGAUGUGUUCAUGAAUAUAACCCCAUCCCUAUUGGACUAUGUGUGGACAGACGGGGCCUAUAGUUGCUUGCUUGAUCUCAAAGGGUGCUCCAACCUUAGAAGUCUUUCAGUGAUGUCUGGUAAUAUAAAAUUCAUAUGUUUGCGUUCAACUGCAAUAAAAGAAUUGCAUUCCUCAAUUGGCUAUCUCAAAAAUCUUCUUGUGCUUGAUCUCUGUAAUUGUAAAUGUAUCAAGAAUCUUCCAACUAGUAUUCGUAAUUUGGAGUCAUUGGAAUACCUAGAUAUGUUUGGAUGUAAAUCCAUUGAAAAGUUUCCCGAGCUUCCAAAAAAUAUAAAAGGACUAGAUUUGAGUAGAACAUCAAUACAACAAGUGGAUUCAUCAUCCUUUGAGUGUCUACCUUGUCUCCAUAUUUUAUACAUGAAUAGUUGUAUAGAGCUUGAAAGCCUCCCAACUAGCAUAUGUAAGUUGAAGUCUCUUGUGAGACUAGAUCUUGGAAAGUGCUCACGAUUGAAACUUUUUCCAGAAAUCUUGGAGCCUAUGGAGAAGCUAGAGAAACUUUAUUUAGAUGAAAGUGGGAUUGAAGAGAUGCCAUCAACAAUAGAGAAUCUUGUUGUGCUUCGUGAGUUCAACUUCACCUACUGCAAAAAUCUCAAGUGCCUUCCAACCACCAUUUGCAAGUUGAAGUCUCUUACAACAUUAUAUGUUCAUGGUUGCUCACAAUUGAAAAGCUUUCCAGAAAUCUUGGAGCCUAUGGAGAAGCUAAAGAAACUUUGGUUAAAUGGAAGUGGGAUUGAAGUGAUGCCAUCAACAAUAGAGAAUCUUGUUGUGCUUGAUGAGCUAAACUUGUGCAAUUGCAAAAAUCUCAAGUGUAUUCCAACCACCAUUUGCAAGCUGAAGUCUCUUAUAGCAUUAUAUAUGAGUGGUUGCUCACAAUUGAAAAGUUUUCCAGAAAUCUUGGAGCCUAUGAAGAAGCUAGAAGUGCUUUGGUUAAAUGAAAGUGGGAUUGAAGUGAUGCCAUCAACAAUAGAGAAUCUUGUUGUGCUUGAUGAGCUAAACUUGUGUGAUUGCAAAAAUCUCAAGUGUAUUCCAACCACCAUUUGCAAGCUGAAGUCUCUUACAGCAUUACAUAUGAGAGGUUGCUCACAAUUGAAAAGUUUUCCAGAAAUCUUGGAGCCUAUGGAGAAGCUAGAGAAACUUUAUUUAGAUGAAACAGGGAUUGAAGAGAUGCCAUCAACAAUAGAGAAUCUUGUUGUGCUUGAUGUGCUAAGCUUGCGCUAUAUCAAAAAUCUCAAGUGCCUUCCAACCACCAUUUGCAAGCUGAAGUCUCUUACAACAUUAUAUGUUAUUGGUUACUCACAAUUGAAAAGCUUUCCAGAAAUCUUGGAGCCUAUGGAGAAGCUAGAGGUACUUUAUUUAAAUGGAAGUGGGAUUGAAGUGCUACCGCCAUCAAUUGAACGUCUAGUUACUCUUAAAUAUUUAGGUUUAACUAGAUGUAAAGAUCUCAAGUCUAUUCCAACCAACAUCUACAAUAUGAGAAACAUUUCUAAAAUCAUUAUUGAUGACCCAGAACUAAAAAAUUUGUCAUAUUGUGGUUUUUCCUCAUUAAUACUAUCAGGUCCCAGUGAAGCCAUUGCUAGUCAAUUACGUGCAGAAGUUCAAAAUUCCAAGUGCAGAAGUUCUUGCCCUAUCACAAGUAUAAAUGUUUUAUUCAUAUUACAUUCUGAUGGACUCAAAUGUGGCGCCGGCAUUCCAUUCGCUUGUUGUGAGUGCUUUCUAUUUUACUCGGUGCAUAAUAUUUUGGCGAGCCAAUAUUUUGAGUAUAAUAUUUACCGGUGUCGCGAAAUUUCCAAAAUUUUGCGUGAUGAAUGUUAUUAUGGUGAAGAAGAAGAUCAGGAUUUAAUAAGUUGUCCAAAAGCAAGUUUUUGCUAUUCAGGAAAUGCAAUUCCUCGAUGGUUUACUUAUCAAUCUGUGGGUUCAUCAAUAGAAGUAAACUUGGUUCCCUCUUCGGAUAAUUAUUUCAGCUUCUUAGGCUUUGCUAUAUGCAUUGUCGUUGAUUUUGAUCCGUGCACUUCAAAUCCUGGUGUGGUGGACUUAAAUUGUGAAUACCAUCUCAAAAGCAAUGAUGGUCAAAGUUCCAAAUUCUGUUCAAUUCUACUGCGACAAAAAGCUACUCAUGAUUCUGAUGGAGAUUCUAAUGUAGACAACAAUGACAUUUUAGACUGGUCAUCGGGCAAUGUGUUCAUAUCGUAUCUUUACCGAAAAGGUAAUUGGAAAUUUUUAUCUGGAGUUGACCUUAAUCUUGUAGUAAAUCUCACGGCAAAAGUCUUGAUCAUCACAUGGUCUCUGAUAAACAAAAGGACUUCUCCUGCUAUUUCUAUGGAGUAUUGCUGUUUUGAUUGA
Humulus lupulus (European hop) is the source of this 4037-nucleotide messenger RNA. RefSeq names its product disease resistance protein RPV1-like. The transcript has 5 exons. Bases 33 to 4037 code for a protein of 1334 amino acids. Gene Ontology annotation, molecular function: ADP binding. NCBI's taxonomy places the organism in Eukaryota, Viridiplantae, Streptophyta, Magnoliopsida, Rosales, Cannabaceae. Gene Ontology annotation, biological process: defense response. The record is from RefSeq and is a predicted model, not a curated record.